Molecule: messenger RNA, 1348 nt
Organism: Chelmon rostratus (copperband butterflyfish)
Lineage: Eukaryota; Metazoa; Chordata; Actinopteri; Chaetodontiformes; Chaetodontidae
Gene: nelfe
Product: negative elongation factor complex member E
Exons: 11
Coding region: 56-1114 (352 amino acids)
Biological process (GO): negative regulation of transcription elongation by RNA polymerase II
Cellular component (GO): NELF complex
Molecular function (GO): RNA binding
Source: RefSeq, a predicted model, not a curated record
GUCGGCGUAUCUGUUGAACUAGGGGAACACCACCGUUUGAAUUGCUUUUGCCGUCAUGGUGGUGUUUCCGAGUUCGCUAACGGAGGAAGAGGAGGCACUGCAAAAGAAAUAUGCGAAACUCAAGAAAAAGAAAAAGGCGCUGCUUGCCUUGAAGAAGCAGAGUUCAACCAAUCAGACAAACCAGAGUGGCCUGAAACGGACUUUGUCAGACCAGCCUGUCAUUGACACCGCAACAGCAACAGAGCAAGCAAAGAUGCUGAUCAAGUCAGGCGCCAUCAGUGCCAUCAAAUCAGAGAACAAGAACUCGGGCUUUAAACGCUCUCGAAUGCUGGAAAUAAAACUGAAGGACCCAGAGAAAGGCCCAGUUCCUGCUUUCUUACCAUUCCAGAGGAGUGUGUCUACAGAUGAAGAACAACCUGAGUCUGGGAAGAGAGCCCACAGGAAAUCUCUGUAUGAGAGCUUUGUCAGCUCAAGUGACCGCUACCGGGACGAGGACGAUGGAGGUGCCGUGUCAUCCAGCCGCGAAAUGGACAGAGACAGAGAGCGAGACCGCGACCGAGAGAUGGAUAGAGAGCGGGACAGAGACAGAGAAAGAGACCGGGACAGGGAUAGAGACAGAGACAGAGGCAGGGAAAGAGACAGAGAACGGGACAGAGAGCGAGACAGAGAUCGAAGCAGAGAGAGGGAUCGAGACCGCGACAGGGAACGGGACAGAGACAGAGAUGGACCGUUCAGACGGUCAGAUUCAUACCCAGAGCGGCGAGGGGUGCGAAAAGGGAAUACGGUGUAUGUUUACGGCUCCGGACUCGUUGAGGACAGCCUUCGCUCGGCGUUCUCUCAACAUGGAAACAUCAUCGACCUCUCCAUGGACAACCCACGCAAUUGUGCAUUUAUCACAUUUGAGAAGAUGGAGUCUGCAGACCAGGCAGUGGCGGAGUUGAAUGGAAGCACGGUGGGAGACGUUCACAUCAAAGUCAGCAUCGCCAGGAAGCAGCCCAUGCUGGAUGCUGCCACCGGCAAAUCUGUGUGGGCUUCACUGGCUGUGCAGAACAGCACUAAAGGCUCCUACAGGGACAAGAGGAACCAAGUGGUGUACAGUGAAGAUUUCUUGUGAUUGGGGAAAAAAAAAAGUUUAUUUUUUCAUGUAGCUUUUCAUGCUUUUGCUUUAAUGAUAACAUGUUCAUGGGCUGCUUUAAGUGUCUGUUUGCAGGAUAAAUAGUAAAUUAGUUAUCUUCUGGAUUAGAUCACUGUAGUUCACAUUGCUAUGUGAUGCUGUGUGUGGCAGCUUUUCUCAUUAACUAGAGAUACUGUUUUGUGGAGCACAAUAAACAGUAUCCAUACAUUGUUA